AUGUAUAGAAACGGUUGCUGGAGCGGCAACGGUGGUGGUGGGGGCGACGUCAUUGCCAUAGCUUUACUGUGGAUUGGGCUUGCUGCACUCAACACACCGACAACGGCUAUAACGACAAAUGCCAGCGCGGCAAUAACAAUAUCAACAAUAAUACCAACAACAACAAUGGCAGCGCCAAAUCCACAAAUCCCAUAUACAGCAAAUCGAAAAAUAAAUCCAAAUACCGCGCAACUACGGCCAACACCAGUAGCAGCAGCAACAGUUGCAAAGCCUUUGCUCGCGUCCACAUCCACAUUGACACGCACACCCACAACAGCUGAGGCAGCUUCAGUCUCAGCUUCAUCCUUAAUAUCCAUGCUGCCGCCAUUGAGUCGCACCAACGCUGCAAAUUACUUCACUUUAACUGGCAAAUUUAAUCCGUUUGGUAGGAAGCGUCGGGCAGCAGCUGUAAAUGCAGCUGUUGCUGCCACAACGCUUGACAGUAAUCCUAAUACCAACAGCUGGGAGAGUAACAAAAAUAAAAGUUCUUUUACCACACCGUUAAAUGUUAGUCAACAUGCCGGCGAGCUGUGCAAUCGUCGCUGCGUGGCUGGCGACAGUCGCAUUUGCUAUUUCAAAUUUGUGCUCGAACAUUACCAGGUCAUGGGAGUUGCUUGUGGCCGCUGCUCGCUUGGCAUUACCGCCGAUUGCUUUGCACCGCAAUGCAUCUUGGCAGAUGGCUAUGAGAAGGGUGUUAUGAGCAUUAACCGUCAGCUACCCGGACCUGCUAUUCAGGUGUGUCGUGAUGAUUUGAUUGUAGUAGAUGUGGUCAACCAAGCGCUUGGCACUGCCGCAGCUAUUCAUUGGCAUGGUCAGCAUAUGGUUGCAACCCCUUGGUCGGAUGGUGUACCCUUUGUCACUCAAUGUCCAAUACAUUUUGCCAAUUCGUUCCGUUACUACUUUUGGGCCACCGAAGUGGGUACGCAUUUCUACCAUUCGCAUUCAGGUCAUCACAAGGUUAACGGCCAGUAUGGCGCGCUUAUCGUGCGGGACGAUCCGACGCUUAUGCUCAACAGCAACACCUACGAUUUCGAUUUACCCGAACACUAUAUACUCAUGUCCGAUUGGAUGCAUACAUAUGCCGAGCAAUAUUUUCCUGGUGAGCCCAGUGCGGCAGGAAUAUUUCCAGAUGCGGUGCUAAUCAAUGGGCGUGGUAUUUAUUAUACAAAAGAUGGCGUGCGAGCACCGACCAUAGUGCCUCCAAUGCGCUAUUAUGUCAUACCUGGGAAGCGCUAUCGUUUUCGUUUAAUAAACUCGAUUAGUCAUUCGUGUCCUUUUCAGUUACAAAUCGAGCGUCACAAUAUAAGCAUCAUUGCUUCUGAUUCUUACGACUUAAAGUCACGUGAUUUCAAUACGCUAAUUUCCAAUGCCGGUGAACGUUAUGAUUUUGUCUUGACCGCUAAUAAUACGGCUGGAGACUAUUGGAUUCGUGCACGUGGCAUGGGCGUGUGCGCUAUUCUACCCACCGAGUCUUUUGCCUUGAUACGCUAUGUAAGUAAUGAUGCCACAGGGGAGUCUGAUGAUGAACGUCCUCUGCCAGCAAUGCCGCUAUAUAAUGAGACUUUCAUCCCGGGUGUGUUUCUCAAUCAUCCCAACGGCACCUGUGGUGCUGCCGACAAUCACUGCAUUAGCGAACUUGAAGCUCUGGAAAAAGAUGAACCAUUGCGCACUGCCAUACCAGAUCAUCAAUUCUUGUUGACUUUUCAUAACUUCCCUGUACCUAAUAGUGAGAUCUUCAAGAAUGGCACUUACUAUCACUUUGCGAACCUUCAAAACAACCUAACCAUAGUGGGUGCCAUUAACAAUCUUACUUUCGUCUUUCCCAAUUAUCCGCCACUGACGCAACCGGAAGCAAUGAACGAAACACAAUUCUGCACUGAACUUGAACGACCAGCUGCAUGUCUGGGAAAUCGUCUCUGUCCAUGUGUGCAUCGACUACACAUACGAUUGGGCAGUAUUGUGGAGCUGAUUUUAGUAGAUGCAACGGAAUUGGUUGGCCGCUUGCAUCAUCCUUUUCACUUGCAUGGCCAUCGUUUUAUUGUAACUGGCUUGGGACGUGAUUCGAGUGGAGCGCCAAUAACUGUUUUGGCUGCCAAGCAAUUGAAAGCCAACAAAUUGUUGCCAUAUAACAGCAACAAUACAAGCCCACCAUUCAAGGAUACUGUAUCGAUACCGAGUCGCGGAUAUGCAGUUGUACGUUUUCGUGCUGAGAAUCCGGGCUUUUGGCUGAUGCACUGCCACUACGAAUGGCAUUUGGCCAUCGGCAUGGGCUUAAUACUACAGGUGGGCAAUAUGAGUGAAAUGGUGCCAGCACCGAAAGGAUUUCCCAGCUGUGGUAAUUACCUGCCUGAAUUGGACGAAAUCGAAGGAUUUACCACAAAAAACUACUAUAUGUAACUAAUGGAAAUAUUAAAUGCAAAAAUAUGUUCAAACGAAAUCAUAAAAUAGCAUUAAAAUAGCUUGCAAAUGUUCACUUAUAAAUAUGUAUAUGUAGACGCAUGUAUGUGUGCGCUCAUAUA
Molecule: messenger RNA, 2558 nt
Organism: Anastrepha obliqua
Lineage: Eukaryota; Metazoa; Arthropoda; Insecta; Diptera; Tephritidae
Exons: 8
Coding region: 1-2436 (811 amino acids)
Biological process (GO): iron ion transport
Cellular component (GO): plasma membrane
Molecular function (GO): oxidoreductase activity; copper ion binding
Source: RefSeq, a predicted model, not a curated record